Molecule: messenger RNA, 1512 nt
Organism: Pichia membranifaciens NRRL Y-2026
Lineage: Eukaryota; Fungi; Ascomycota; Pichiomycetes; Pichiales; Pichiaceae
Exons: 1
Coding region: 1-1512 (503 amino acids)
Source: RefSeq, a predicted model, not a curated record
AUGACAGAAAAAUUGUCUGAACUGGAAAAGCGGCCGUCGCCCGAGGUGGUGAACGUUGCCGACUCGUCGGACGAAGAGGUCUAUGAGACAGAUGUGCCAUUUCCGAACCGUCUACGGCAGAGGAGAGCGAAAGUGUACCAGAACUACGACGAGAAUGAGGAGGACGAAGAAGAUUACAACGAAGAUGAUGAAGAUUAUGACGAUGAUGACAUGGGGGAGACAAGCAUGCCGAACGGAGAGGACGAAACUACAAGGGAGACGUUUUCGCCCGAAAUAGUGGGAGCCUUGCCGGAAAGGAGGAUCAUUACCGACGAUGUCUAUACUGCACAGCAUGGCGGAGAGCGACCCGUGGUGAACGAAGAGUACAUUGAGUACGGGGACAGCAGCAUGGAUGAGGAAGAGAUGAUCGAUGGACGUAAAGUCAUCGCCCACAUCGCUGAUGAUUUCUUUGCAACCUACAAACCGAACAAGAUCCAACCGACGUUCCCGCUUUUGGACCUGCCGGCAGAGACGAAAAAAUUCUGCAACAUCUUGAACGACGCCAACAUAGACUUUGCCACAGACCUACCGCUGCAUUUGUACAAUAUAUACCUCCUGACAACGAGAAACAGAGAACUCCCCCCAGCAAAGUUCACUCUAUGGCCGCUACCUGCACAUGAGCUUAUCACACCGAGGUCGUUCCUCCGAACAACAGACUUUGAGUCUCUAGGAUCUCACGCCAAUGACACCGCCAGAAUGCUUGAAGAAACAAAGUAUACAUAUGUGAACUACGACGAUAAUUCAAAGCUUAUCAAACCCUCGGCUCAUAUGUUGGAAUUCUGGCAUCCGAAGAUAAACCCUCUAGCUGAGCUAGACGAGGCCCUAGAUGCAAUUUAUGAACGGAAGAUUAACUCGCAAAUCAAAAAGUAUUCGCAGGACCACAAGGUAACGAAAAAAGGGUUCCCAAGCAGAUGCACCUAUCAGCGGCGCACUCCAGAAGAUAUCCAUUUGAGUCCACUUUUGAAAGAGAAAAUCAUCACCAAACUCGAUUCGAUCAUUGACAAGCUAACAGACUAUCACACUAACUCAAUAGUGAAGACACAGAAGAUAAGUCGUAGAUUAGGAACCAACGGUAAAACUCCGAAGCGAGCAAGUGCGGUAACAUAUGGUUUGGAUUGGUUUUCAGUAUUAUCGUGCUUGGAUGACAAGGAUAAGCACUCGAAAAUGUUAUUAUUGAAGCUCUUUAACUUGAAACUCGAUAAGGAUACCAUCAAUGGGCCCGUGAAUAGCUACCCUAUUGAGAACGAACUCUACACAGCAACAAAAAUACGCAGAGACAAGAUUUUAAAAAAUCUAAUUUGCAAAAGUAAGGUCCAUUUGAAGAAUGCCAAACCUACGCAAUAUGCUAAAUUCGCCAGAAAGCAGAAAAACAACAUAAGCUACAAUCUAGAUAGCUUCCUGAACUUGGGUUUGUAUUAUACGAAACAUAAAAGGUUAAAAGAGAGGAAUUAUUCGACAGAAAGCGAUAUAUAG